Serendipita indica DSM 11827 is the source of this 1020-nucleotide messenger RNA. Lineage: Eukaryota; Fungi; Basidiomycota; Agaricomycetes; Sebacinales; Serendipitaceae. The record is from the annotation of a GenBank genome assembly.
AUGUCCCAAGAAGAGAAACAGAUGGAGGAGGAGCAAGAAGAAAACUUUGGCCCAUUGCUGGUCUCCAAGCUAGCUGAAUGUGGCAUCACAAACCAGGAUAUCAAGAAACUCCAAGAAGCGGGUCUGUACACGAUGGAAUCCGUUGCAUAUACACCAAAGAAGGUACUUUGUGCCAUCAAGGGUAUUUCAGAAGCAAAAGCCGAUAAGAUUAUCGCCGAAGCCCAGAAAAUGGUUCCCCUUGGGUUUCAAAGUGCCACCGAGGUGCAUUUGAGACGAUCUGAGCUCGUCUGCAUCACGACUGGUUCAAAGCAACUCGAUACUCUGCUUGGUGGUGGCAUUGAAACUGGAUCUAUCACAGAGCUUUUUGGCGAGUUUAGGACCGGGAAAUCACAGAUUUGCCACACGUUGGCUGUCACGUGCCAGCUUCCGACGAGCAUGGGCGGUGGCGAGGGCAAGUGUUUGUACAUUGACACUGAAGGAACUUUCCGUCCAGUUCGCCUGCUUGCGGUUGCAGAGAGAUAUGGUCUGAACGGAGAGGAAGUCCUUGACAAUGUUGCGUACGCUCGAGCGUACAAUGCCGACCAUCAGCAACAACUGUUGGUGACUGCGUCAGCCCUGAUGGCAGAAUCACGAUUCGCUCUUCUCAUCGUGGAUUCCUGUACUGCACUCUAUCGUACCGAUUUCAAUGGGAGAGGGGAGUUGUCCGCACGUCAAGGACACUUGGGCAAAUUCCUGAGAACGCUCUUACGCCUUGCCGACGAAUAUGGCAUCGCUGUCGUUGUCACAAAUCAGGUCAUGUCCUCGCCUGAUGCUGCUGCUGCCAUGUUUGCCGGAAAUGACAAAAAGCCUAUUGGAGGGAAUAUCAUGGCACACGCGUCGACCACUCGGUUACAACUACGCAAAGGACGAGGCAAUACGCGCGUGUGCAAGAUUUACGACUCUCCUUGUUUACCAGAAAGUGAGGCGCAGUUUGCUAUUCUGGCCGGAGGUAUCGGCGACCCUGAGGAAGAGGCACCUUGA